This is a messenger RNA of Andrographis paniculata, 1008 nucleotides long. RefSeq lists its product as uncharacterized. The record is from RefSeq and is a predicted model, not a curated record. The coding region runs from base 175 to 564 and encodes 129 amino acids. NCBI's taxonomy places the organism in Eukaryota, Viridiplantae, Streptophyta, Magnoliopsida, Lamiales, Acanthaceae. The transcript is spliced from 2 exons.
CUUCUUAAUUUGACGACGAUGUCGAUAUAAUAUUAAUUAUCUAUCUAUCUAUCUAUCAAUCACUUAAUUAGUCACACGAUGGAUUCAUGGUCGUCGUCAUGAUGUAUGUAGCCAGCUUCAGGUAGAUCGAUCGAGGAGACAAGCAAGCAACGAAGCUAGCCAGGACAAUUAAGGAUGACGCAGAUGAAGAAGAGGACAAGUGGCGGGGUGGUGGUUAUUCUGAUGAUGACGACGAUGAUGAUAGAGCUACUAGUGGUGCAAGAAGACGCUGCUGCAGGGUACUACUGUAACGGUAUGAUGAUAAGUAGGGCAGCAGCAGCAGCAGGGGGAUCCUCGUCGUCGUCGGGUGGCAUAGGCAUAAUUAAUGCAGGGUACAAUAAUAAUGAACCCAAGAGAGCAGUUCCAGGAGGGCCAAACGUGUGCAGCGGUAAUCAUUGCCACUCCUCCUCCUCCUCCUCCUCCUCCUCCUCCUCCUCCUCCUCCUCCUCCUCCGCCCUGAAUGAUCAUGCUGCAUAUGCUCAUCUUCUCGCUGCUGCACCUCCGCCUCACAACCACCACCCAUAAUCAUAUAUAUAUAUAUGUGUGUGUGUGUGUGUGUGUAUAAAUAGUACUAUAAGCUACUAGCUUGCUACCUACACAUAUAUAUAUAUCUAUAUAUAUUGCGUACGUGCAUAGAGUGGUGUCGAUCGGUUUCAUAACGUUUGUGUGUGUGGUGAUGACCAAUUGGCCAAGUUCUUGUGUAGGCGCACGCCAUUUCCAUUUCCAUUUCCAUCUCUCCUCCAUCUGUCUGUUGCCUGGUUUUAAAUAACUAUGUACUUGUGCAUCCGUGGCUUGAAUGAAUUAUUUUUUUUAGAGAAUAAUCGAAAUGAAAUGGAGCUAGGGUUACGUUGUACGUUGUUUAGAUAGAUAUUCAUUCUAGAUAUAUAGUAACAUUAUCAUAUGCAUAUAUGUAAGUUUAGACUUAUGUUCGUGAAUUAAGUGAUGGGUUCAAUAUACACACGCAUCAGG